Messenger RNA from Manis javanica (Malayan pangolin), 977 nucleotides. The record is from RefSeq and is a predicted model, not a curated record. NCBI's taxonomy places the organism in Eukaryota, Metazoa, Chordata, Mammalia, Pholidota, Manidae.
CGCCCGGGCAGCGCCUGCGCAGAAGGACGAGGAAACUGGUUCCCUAGCGGUCCGAGCGCCUGCGCGCUGCGGACUCUGGGCUUCCCGGCCUGAGAGAAGCAGGGAAGAUGGCGGCUGUGGUGGAAAAUGUUGUGAAGCUCCUCGGGGAGCAGUACUACAAAGAUGCCAUGGAGCAGUGCCAUAAUUACAAUGCCCGCCUUUGUGCUGAGCGCAGCGUACGCCUGCCUUUCUUGGACUCGCAGACAGGAGUAGCCCAGAGCAACUGUUACAUCUGGAUGGAAAAGCGACACCGGGGUCCAGGAUUGGCCUCUGGGCAGCUAUACUCCUACCCAGCCCGGCGCUGGCGGAAAAAGCGGCGAGCACACCCUCCUGAGGAUCCGAGGCUUUCCUUCCCGUCUAUUAAGCCAGACACAGAGCAGACCCUGAAGAAGGAGGGGCUGAUCUCUCAGGAUGGCAGUAGUUUAGAGGCUCUAUUGCGCACCGACCCCCUGGAGAAGCGAGGCGCCCCAGAUCCCCGAGUUGAUGAUGACAGCCUGGGCGAGUUUCCUGUGACCAACAGUCGAGCACGGAAGCGGAUCCUAGAACCAGAUGACUUCCUGGAUGACCUUGAUGACGAGGACUAUGAAGAAGAUACUCCCAAGCGUCGGGGCAAGGGGAAAUCCAAGGGUAAAAGUGUGGGCAGUGCCCGUAAGAAGUUGGACGCAUCGGUCCUGGAGGAUCGGGACAAGCCCUAUGCCUGUGACAAUAGUUUCAAACAAAAGCAUACCUCGAAAGCGCCCCAGAGAGUUUGUGGAAAACGUUACAAGAACCGACCAGGCCUCAGUUACCACUAUGCCCACUCCCACUUGGCUGAGGAGGAGGGCGAGGACAAGGAGGACUCGCAGCCCCCCACCCCUGUUUCCCAGAGGUCGGAGGAGCAGAAAUGUAAGUUGAGGUAUCAGAGGUGGGCAAGCAGGAAUUGGCCUGGUUACAAAUAG